GUGAGGGCUGAGCGCGCGCGAGGCUGCUGGAGCGAGGCUGGGCGUGUGAGUGCUGUGAGGCUGGACAGGGUUCUGACAGCUCUUUGUUUCCUUUGCCAGUGUUUGUAGUUCGUGCUUGUGUUUGUGUGGUUCUGUUCGUAUUACAGAUGAUAAAAUGUCUAAAUGAAGCGUUCUUUUUUUUUUUAUUUUCUAUUUUUUGCUUUAAGUUAGGCAGCGCUGCUUGUUCUCACUUCCAUUUUGGAACAUGGAUGCUCGUUCCUGCCUGGGGUUGCUUGCAUUCAUAUCUGACACACUUGUGUUGCUUGCACUUCCCUGGAUUUAAUCCAGUGUGCCGACCUGGGUCUGGAUGUUUGCUUAGAACUAGCUUAACUUUUUGGGGAUUUUUGAGUGGUGCUGUGUGGAGCCAGGAGUUGGACUCAGUGAUCUUUAUGAGUCCCCUCCAACUCGGGAUAUUCUGUGAUCAGGGGUAGGGUCUGGAUCCCUCCUCAGCCUACACAGGGCCCUGUUCAUUGCUCCAUUUUUCUUAAAUCCUGGGGGGAAAACAAAACAAUACAAAAAACAAACUGUGAUGGUUAAAGGGGUUAUGAUUACUUGGGAAGAAGCAGGGAAGGAGUGCUGACACAGGCUGGCUGCAGGCAUCACCAUACUGGUUUUGCUCUGUUGCCCAAGUGACCUGGUGCUAUAAAUGCUGAUGUUUCUCUCACUGAGGUGAGAAGAGGAAAGAGAAAUGCUAACACAAGCACAGAUUGUUUUACCUCUUGAGUGAGACUGUCACCUGUUUAUCACUACAUUUGUCUUAGGUGUUGCUAACUGGAGUUCACAAGAACCAAAGCUUUCCUUUUAAGUCAGUUUUAGUGCAAGAAAUUUAUAGCUGUGCCAUCUUUCUCCUGGAAGGUGGGUUUCUACAAUACAAAAAGAAGACCUGUAGAUUCUUUUAAGUAUCAUCUUUAAUUUUUACAUCAGUGGGAUUUCAUACUCAGUGUUAGCUUGCAUGGAAGAGUUCUGAAAUUAAGAGAAGUCAGAUGGCUUUGCACUUUGUCAGGUACGAUAGAUUACCAUAAAGCCCUAAUCAGUAUGUAUUGUGACUUUUCCUUUUUUUUUUUUUUUUUUUUUUUCCAGUUUCUUUUAGGUAUCUAGGAAUUUUACCUAAGUUAAGAAAUGUACAUUGAAGAAAAGAAAAUCACUCUCGGGUCUUCAGUGUUCAUAUCUGUGUGAAAGAUUCUAGGAUGUUCCAUGAAAACACAUCAGCAGAUUGCUUAACUUCAGUAACAACUUCUACUGAAGAUGGUGCUUUCCAAACAAAAGGCCAUAAUAUGAGACUCCUUAGCCCAGAAGAAGCAGAGAGACUGGCAAAAGAUCGAGUUUUGGUGUCUGACUUCAAACAGCUGAAAUUGGAAAAAGAGGCACAGAAGAACUGGGAUCUUUUUUACAAGAGAAACAGCACCAACUUCUUCAAAGACAGACACUGGACAACCAGAGAGUUUCAAGAAUUAAAAGCAUGUCGGGAGUUUGCAGACCAGAAACUGACCAUUUUGGAAGCGGGCUGUGGGGUUGGAAACUGCUUAUUUCCACUCUUAGAAGAUCUGAAUAUUUUUGCAUAUGCCUGUGAUUUCUCUCCUAGAGCUGUUGAAUAUGUGAAGAAAAAUUCCCUGUAUAGUACUGAAAGAUGCAAAGUGUUCCAGUGCGAUCUUACCAAAGAUGAUCUUCUGGAAAAUAUACCAGCAGAUUCUGUGGAUGUCGUCACCCUUAUAUUUGUGCUUUCUGCCAUUCAUCCUGACAAAAUGUAUCUUGUCUUGAAGAACAUUUACAAGGUAUUAAAACCAGGCAAGUGUGUCUUGUUCAGAGACUAUGGACUGUAUGAUCAUGCGAUGCUCAGGUUUAAAUCUGGCAGCAAACUUGGAGAAAACUUCUAUGUUAGGCAAGAUGGGACAAGAUCAUAUUUUUUCACUACAGAGUUCUUGUCUCAGCUCUUCAGGUCAGAGGGAUAUGAGGAAGUGGUCAACGAAUACAUGCACCGAGAAACUGUGAAUAGGAAAGAAGACUUGCGUGUUCCAAGAGUUUUUCUUCAAAGCAAAUUUCAAAAGCCUUUCAGUGUAAAUAAUGUGGACUCUGGUUGAAGAUUUUCCUGCAGUUAUGGAAUCCUAAACAUCACUCUCCUCUGUGGGAUUCUCCAGUGUGCUCUACUAGAACCACAUAUGUUAAGAGAAUCUAUUAGAACAAAGGCAGAUGGUGACCAUUUACUGUGGGGAGGCACACAGAUAUGUUGCAAAGAUAGAAGCUAUUAGCCAGGUAAGAUGAUUCAUUAGAGAACUCUUUUCUAUUCCUACUUCCCACCAUUCAUUGUGUUUGCACUGAGGAGAAAACGCUACUGCUGUGAAACCGAGGAACGUAAGGGCAUGAGGAAAGUGCAUGUGAUUUUUUGAAAAGACUCUUGAUCUUGUGUGCCUCUACAUAAAUGAUCCUAGUUUAGGAACAUCUACCCUUCUGUAAGUCAUAAGUCUUUUCUUAAGAAAAUUUGAUUUGAUUUUGAAGGUCUUUGCCAAAGAUACAGGUAUAGCCAAAUAUGUUGAAAGAUUUAGAAAAGCAGCUGUGUGACUGAGAAAAUAUAUCUAGGUUUAUUUUUCUGAUUUGACUUGUAAGGCGCUUAAUACUUCACAGUCACUUCAGUGCUUUUUCAAAGUUCCUGCCAUUCUGUGCUGUGUUAUCCUUUGUCAAGCUAAGUGUGCCCUAUCAACACCAGCUCAAUUUUACAUCUGUACUACCUAGUGGACUUGCAUCUGAAAUAAUGGAGGGUACUCAAAGGAAAAUUCACAGAGCAGACAAGCCUACCUGCUAUCUGGGCUCCAUUUGGUGUUUUUCUACAAUCACCUUCUUUUGACUUCUAACUAUCUGUAGUAGAUUUGAUGCACUACGUGCCAGUGGGAUUGUUGUACAGCUGACACUUAAGGAUUUUGUUGCUACUUUUAAAAUUUUUUUAAAUUUUUUUCUAGCUUUACCUUCAGGCUUCUAUGUGAAAGGUGGUGUUUAAUCGGAAUUUCUGUCAUCUAACAAAAGCCUUUU
Messenger RNA from Lagopus leucura (white-tailed ptarmigan), 3060 nucleotides. It is a transcript of the gene METTL6, whose product is annotated as methyltransferase 6, methylcytidine. NCBI's taxonomy places the organism in Eukaryota, Metazoa, Chordata, Aves, Galliformes, Phasianidae. The record is from RefSeq and is a predicted model, not a curated record. Bases 1227 to 2117 code for a protein of 296 amino acids. The transcript is spliced from 6 exons.